AUGGAUUUUAUUGAUAACCAAGCAGAAGAAUCAGAAAAUGACGAUCAUUCUGAUGCUUCGGGCUCAGAGGUUGAUGAACCAAAACCGAAGAAAAGGAAAAUAAAAGAAAAAAAGAGCAAAAGAAUAGAAAGCUCUGACGAUGACGAUGACGAAGAUGAUGACGAUGAGGGAAGGGAAGAAAUGAAAGGAUUUAUUGCGGACGAAGAGGAAGAGGAAGAGGAUGAUGACGUAAAAUCAGAAGAGAAAUCCGAUAAGGACGAUGAUCUUGAUGAGCUAGAUGAUGACGAUCUUGAUUUGAUCGAUGAAAAUCUUGAUAGAAGGCAAGCUCGUGAGAGCAACCGAGUCGAACUCGCCGAUUCUGAUGAGGACGAUCAACAACGAAUUGGUCGGAACUUGUUUGAUAAUGGGCGAGAUUCGGAUGAUGAAGCUUCAGAACGCGGAGGAGCUCGGCGACGAGGCUCCGGUGAUGAAUAUUCAGAUUCUGAGCGGAGCGAGGACAAUUUCAUCGAAGAUGAUGGUGAUGGACCGAAAAGACACAAAAGGCAUCGUCACCGACGAGAUGAAAAUAUUCCGGAAGGCGCCGCCGAUGAUGCUCGCGAUAUUUUCGGAGUUGAAGAUUUUAAUUUCGAUGAAUUUUAUGAAGAUGAUGACGUCGAAGACGGCAUAGAUGAAGAAGAAGAAGAGGAAAUUAUAGAAGAUGAUGGAGAAGGAGGAGAAAUUAAGAUUCGACGAAGUCGAUCCCAAUUCAAAAAGCAAACGUUGCUUGAAUCUAUUGAGCCGAGUGAAUUAGAUAAAGGAUUUUUGGGAGCUGCGGAUAAAAAAAUUAUGAUGGAAGACGCUCCGGAAAGGUUCCAACUUCGACGAACUCCAGUUACGGAAUGUGACGACGAUGAGCUCGACAGAGAGGCUAAAUGGAUCUUCAAAUAUGCAUUUGACACAAGAACAGUGUCGGAUCAAGUGAUUGCAAAGGAAAAUGACAAGCUCGAAGGAUUGAGUGGAGAAAUUGGUGAAGAAGCCGACAUGAAGAAGGAGGAGAUUAUAAGUUCAAUUCGAGAAGUCCUUCGAUUCAUUCGCGUCAAAAACAACUCAUUCGAAGUUCCGUUUAUCGCAUUUUAUCGUAAAGAAUGUAUCGAUCAACGAUUGAACAUGAAUAAUUUGUGGACGGUUUACGAUUUCGAUGAAAAGUGGUGCCAUAUGAACGAUAAGAAGAACAAGCUUACAAAUUUGUUUGAGCGAAUGAAAUUUUAUCAAGAGAAUAGCGAUGAUGUGAUGGCUGCGAGAAGACCGAUCACAGAGACAGAUAUCAUCGACAUCAAGUUCAUCGAAACUUUUGAGCAAUUGACCGACGUGCACGCCAAUUUUCAACUUUUAUACGGUGGAAGUCUCGAAGCGAUGACUAAUUGGGAGAAAAUGAAUAAGUCUGAAGAAGAUGGAGAGGAAGAGGAAUAUAAGGUGAAAUUUCGUGCUAGUAUUCGUAACGACAAAUACAAAAUGUGCGUCGAAAAUGGAAUCGGCGAACUCGCUGGAAGAUUCGGCUUGACAGCGAAGCAGUUUGCCGAGAAUCUCGAUUGGAAAAAGCACGAAGUGGAACAGGACGAGGAAUUGCCGCUCGAUGCUGCCGAAGCGUAUAUAUGUUCGUCAUUUCCGGAUAGAGAAAUGGUUUUGAACGGAGCCAAAUUCAUGCUCGCCAAGGAGAUUAGCCGUCAACCAAUGGUUCGAGAAAAAGUUCGUCGCGAAACCCGAAAUACGGCAAAAAUAUACGUGAGGCCGACAAAGAAAGGAAGGGAUACUCUCGAUGAUUCACAUCCAAUGUAUUACAAAAGGUAUAUUCGAGAGAAACCAGUUAGCAAUCUGAAAGAUGACGAAUUCUUGUGGUAUCAUAAAAUGAAGGAAGAAGGAUUAAUUGAUUUGAUGCUGACUUGUGAUACCGAUGAGGAUAAGGUCCAAGGAAACACAUUAGCCGAUCGACUUCUUGUGGAUCAACCGUUUCAUAGAGACGAAUACACUCAAUUGGUUGAAGAAUGGAAUGCAGUGAGGAACGAAUGCGUGAGAAUGGCAAUUACUGAAAUGUUGGUCCCGUAUAUGAUUGAUGAACUCUACAGUACACUGCUUGAUGAAGCCAAAUCAAGCGUUGUCCAGAGUUGCCGAAUUGCUCUAGCCAGUCGUAUUAAACAUGCUGGUUUUGUUCCACAAAAAAUUGAUGAUGAUGAUGAAGACGAGGAAGAAAUGGAUCAUCACGGAUCAAAAAGGAUCAUGGCUAUUGCAUAUCCGCCAGGAAAAGAUGAAGCCACCUUUGGUGUGAUGGUUGAUGAAAAUGGCGUUGUUGUUGAUUAUUUACGAAUGGUUCAUUUCACAAAGAGAUCGUUUGCGAAUGGUCCGACUCGCGAACUCAAAAAGGAAUCGAUGGAUUUGUUCAAAAAAUUUGUUCAGCGGCGAAGGCCUCACGUCAUUGGACUCAAUAUUGAGGAUAUUGAGUGCCAGCGAUUAAAACGAGACAUCGAAGAAGCGCUUCAGGAAAUUCAAAGCGAAGGCCUUAUAUCACGUAUACCUCCCGUUGUUCUUAUGGAUACCGAAGUUGCCAAGGUAUACAUGAAAUCGAAUUCGGCACUCAGCGAGCAUCCCGAUUACCCACACAUUUUGCGACAAGCAGUCUCGAUGGCCAGAUGCCUUCUUGAUCCGAUUCCCGAGUAUACCCAUUUGUGGAAUUCCGACGACGACUUUUUCUGUUUGUCGUUCCAUCCGUUACAGCGUGAUAUUGAGCAGGAAUUGUUGGCGAACGGUCUUUUGCACGAAAUAAUGAACAAAGUGAAUGAGGUUGGAGUCGACGUCAACAAAUGUGUCGAAUUCCCUCAUCACACAAAUCAACUACAAUUUGUGUGCGGACUUGGACCAAGAAAAGCUGCUUCAUUGCUCAAAUAUAUCAAAUUGAACGAUAAUUUAAUUGAAAGCCGCACAAAACUUGUGACAACGUGCAAACUCGGUCCAAAAGUUUUUAUGAACUGUGCUGGAUUCAUUCGAAUCGACACCGAAAAAGUGUCCGAGCGAACUGAUGCGUAUGUGGAAGUUCUCGACGGAUCUCGAGUUCAUCCAGAGACUUACGAAUGGGCGCGUAAGAUGGCUGUCGAUGCUCUUGAAGUCGACGAUUCUGCGGAUCCGACAACUGCUUUGAUGGAAAUUAUGGAAUCCCCUGAUAGACUAAAGGAUCUUGAUUUGGAUGCUUUUGCUGAGGAAUUGAAUCGACAAGGAUUCGGUGAAAAGAAAGCGACUCUCUAUGAUAUCGCAAGCGAAUUGACAACGAGAUAUAAGGAUUUGCGAGAUCCGUUCGAGGAAUUGUCCAACGAAAUGUUGUUUGAUCUGAUAAAUAAGAGUGGUAAAGAGAUUCAUGAAGGGCAGAGAGUGCUUGGAACCGUGCAAGCCGUCCAGUACAAGAAAAUCGACAUAAGCCAAAAUGAGAGACUUCCCGAGACUGAUUCGAAUGGAAUGUUCAGAUGUGCUUAUUGCAAGCAGUUCUCGGCUGAAGAUCCUGGAACUAUUCAAGAACACAUUUCAUCACAGGAUCGUCGAACAGGAUGCCCAGGAACACCAGUUGGAAUCAAAGUGCGACUUGACAAUGGUUUGACCGGUUUCUGUCCGAAUAAAAAUAUCUCCAAGGAUCAUAUCGACGAUCCACUCACUCGUGUUAAGCUAAAUCAACCGUAUUGGUUCCGAGUUAUUAAUGUGAACAAAGAGAGAUUUUCGUAUAUUUUAAGCUGCAGAUCGUCUGAUUUACAAACGAAUUCGAAUAUAAUGGACGAUUACUUUGAUGCGGAUAUGGCGGCUUACGACGAACAAGAAGCAAUUAGUGAAAAGAUGAGGAAAAAUGAAGCAAAUACUCGAGUUAAACGAGUUAUUUCUCAUCCAAAUUUCCAUAAUAUCUCAUAUGAAGAAGCCGUCAAAAUGCUCGAUUCAAUGGAUUGGACUGAAUGCAUAAUUCGACCAUCCUCGAACAAGGAUUCUAGUUUGUCCGUUACAUGGAAGAUUGCGAAUAAUAUUUAUCACAAUUUUUUCGUGAAAGAAUCCGCUAAAGAUCAAAUUUUCUCGAUUGGAAAACAACUAACUGUUGGUGACGAAGAAUUUGAAGAUCUCAACGAGCUGAUCGCUCGAUUUGUACAACCGAUGAUUCAAAUUUCACACGAAAUAACAUCUCAUAAGUAUUUCUUUAACAACGAACCAAGUGAAAAUAUCCCAGCUGUUGAAGAAUUCGUGCGGAUGAAGCGACAUGAAUUAGGCAGAAAUGCGUAUGUAUUCAGCGCCUCUCAAAAAAGGCCCUGCCAAUUUUGCAUUUCGUAUCAAUUCGAUAACACUGGCCGAAUUCGACACGAAUACUUUACUAUCCAUCCACGAGGAAUUCGGUUCCGUCAUCAAAAUUUUGAUUCUCUUGAUCAUAUGAUGGUCUGGUUUAAAAAACACUUCAAUGAGCGGCCGAUUGAUCAAAUGAGACGCGGAUAUCCGACUAGUGCUUCUCAUAUUCUUCACACUGGACAUCAUUCGCAACAUACUUACGCGCGACCUGCCAAACACGGAAAUGUGCAAUCGAUGAUCUCAGCGGACGACGUUUUUGCAAAAAGAUCGACGAAAAUCGAAGAAAUUGUACUCGAUGACGAUUCCGACGAAGAAUUUGUACGAACGAAACCAAAAUCUAUUGUCAAAUGCGAAAUGUGCCAUAAAGAUAUGAGCUCGUGGAGCAAAAUACGAAGAGAAUCACAUAGAAUUGAUUGUAAAAAGAAGACGGAAUUGAGAAACUCGAAGAAAAUCAAUGUGGAUUUGGAAGUGAAAGAAGAAGAUGCGAAAAAAUGGAUGACAACCGAUGACAUCAAAUAUUCAGCAAUCGAGAAUUGUGAAGAAGCGAAUCGGAAAAGGAAAAGACCAAGAUCGUAUGCAGUUGUCGAAUUGGCACCAAGAGAAUGUCAAUGUGAAGUGCUCACAACUCUUCACAAACGCUUUUUAGACAAUUUUGCCGUUCGCAAAUCGUCGAAGUCUUCGCAAAUCUCUGAAAAUUUGUCUGAAAACGCAUUUCAAUUGAAAUCAUUGAUUGAUAAGGUUGCUCGCUUUGAACAAUUAUCGAUUGAUAUGCGCAAAUUAAUGGAAGAUGGCGAGACAUGCGAUGAAUCACCGAUUUUGCUGAAGUGUUUAGAUGGCGAAAUGAAAUGUCGACGAAAUGUUCUCAAACAUCGAACGACGCUUUUUAAUCGAAAUAAUCUCCAUGAAAAAAUGUUCGAAAUUCAGCACAAGAAAGAAGUUGUUCGGCAUUGGCUAGCCUACGUGUUUUGUGCGCAAAUUGAAUGGGAUGGUUCGCAAAAAGAUGAAAUAUUUGAUUUGGCGGAAAAAUAUGGGCCCGCUGAUUUACCGAAACGACUUAUCGAGAAGGAAAUGGAGAAAAAAUCGCUGCGAGAAAUUGACAAACAAAUCUUUCAACAGGUUGUGCCUGAGAAUGGCCCGGAACCUGUCGAUGUUGAUCCUUUCGACAAUGAUGAUCCGUUGUGUGGUUUCGGAAUGAAUUCCAACUUAUCUUUUGCCAAUGAUAGCUUCUGCACCCCAAUGAAUAUAAGGAGGCGAUCAAGUGCUGUUAAAACUGACGAAAAGAAUAUCGAUUCGUUCGUCACUUCUAAUAUACGCGAACGUGAAUCGGAGCCGCUUGAAUCUGAAAAUUUAGAUGGACCAGUAACUGAAGUUUUGCAGUCUACAUCGUUUGUGCUGCCCGAAGAUUCGUUCGAUAAUUGGCAGCCACCUGUCUACGAGCAAAUUUGCUCAAAUUCCGUCAUUGAAUCGAUAGGAGAUGACGAUAUUAUUGCUGAUAAUGAUGUUCCGAAAACACCACAAAAUAUUCAAAACAUUGAAAAACUGGCAUUUGGUUCGAACGUGAAGAUUCUGAAAACCGAUGAAAUCACACCGAUGCCAAAUUAUGAUUCGAUGGAUGAGAAUGAGCUGAAAGAGCAGGUUAAAGCGAUUGGACAGAGACCGCGUGGACGCAAAAAGAUGAUUGAGAUUCUGAAAAAAGCAUACGAGACACUUCAUCCAGUAAUCAAUCCCUAUACUCCUACAAUUCGGCCAAUUCAACACAUUGAGAAAUCAAAACCCGAGGAAGUUCCGAAAAAGAGAAUUAAACCAUCACUUGCUGCUAGAUUUUCUCCGCAGAAACCCGCAAAUAAUUCGAUCGAAGACAUUGAAGAUGACGCUGAUAAAACACUCAAUAUGUCCGAUGAAGUGGUUCUGAUGGAAGAUGGAAUCGCGGAGGAAGAAGAAUUAACACAAACAUGUGUCAAUUCUAAACAUGACAUCGAAGGAAUGCGCAAAGCAUUUGUGGAAUGGAUCAAAUUGCCCGAAAAUGUUGAACUUUACAAUCAUGUCUUGUCGCUUCAUCCCGUCUCACUGGAAGAAAUGCUUGCGCGUCUUGGUAAAGCUGAUGGACCAGUCUCAAUUAUUGGAAAGGCAAAACUUGCGACAAUCUUAGACUCUCUAUCGAUAACGUUUCAACUACCUCAGAAGGGCGGCGCUCGCCGGGCUGGAGGAGCGGCACCUAAAUUUUCACGUCGAAAGUGCUAA
Molecule: messenger RNA, 6582 nt
Organism: Caenorhabditis bovis
Lineage: Eukaryota; Metazoa; Nematoda; Chromadorea; Rhabditida; Rhabditidae
Source: the annotation of a GenBank genome assembly